GUCAUUUCAUCUGAUACUUCGGUGGUUUCGUGUUUAUUCGUGUGGUUAGGGCCGUUAAAAUAUAAUCAGCGGUCGCUCAUCUUUAAUCUAUUCUGUGCUUGUGGUAUAUUCAAUCUAAAAAUAACACGACGGGCUUCGACGAAUUUUGAUCCGGCGGCCGAUCCACAAGCCAGCGACGAGUAUCAUAUGGCCCUGCUCGGAGCACUUGCGGCCACCGGCAGUAGACGCCAGGGCUGUGUGCUGCGGGUGGCGGCCGACGCGAUAACGUUCUACUGCGGUGGUGACGUCGUAAGUGGCGGCGGUGACAGUGGCGGCAGUGGCGGCAGCAGUGGCGGCGACGGUGCCGCUGAAUAUUACCCGGCCACAGCGGCGUCCGGCCAGUUGUCUGCCACCGGCGACCGAUUUGGCGACUACUUCCGGCGUCCCGUCCGGUCGGUGGCCAUCGGUGACAGCGGUUCCGGCGCCGGCGGCUACUACUAUGGCACCGAGAACAGUUCGUCAGCGGCCGCCGUCCUGGCCAACGCGACGGCAGGCGUGGAACCGUUCCUGAACGGUUCGUACAAUCACACGCUUGGUGCCGAGGUAGAAGACCUCACCAACUACAUAUUCGUCAUCUCCAUCGGCAUAAUACUGGGUGCGAUGAUUCUGACGACCAUUUGUGGUAACGCGUUGGUGAUUGCAGCAAUUUUGUUGGAGAGGAAUUUACAAAACGUGGCCAACUAUCUCAUUGUUUCGUUAGCGGUCGCCGAUUUAAUGGUAGCAUGUUUAGUCAUGCCCUUAGGAGCUGUUUAUGAGGUAUGUGCUGCAUGAUUCACAAUUUCAAUUUAUUGUCUAUUUUAAUAAGUUUCAAAUUUGAGUAGAAUUUUGAACAUUUAUUUUACUAUUGAGUAGGACUUGUAGGAGUAAUUAAUUCCAAGUUGGACUUGAUCACGGUUCUUAAUACAGGAGUUUACGUUUACCGAUUGCGCUUAUAAUAUAAUGACCUUUUCAUAUAUGAGUACCAAUAUUCCACUCGGUUAUUUUCAGGAUAAUAGAACAGUGGCAUUCUGUUAUUUUUAGGAUUGAUAGACAAAUUAUUGCUCUUGGUUAUUUCAGGGUUGAUAGACCAAUUGCACUAGAUAAUAGACAUAAUUGGUCAUUUAAAUUAAAAAUAUAUGAAAAUAAUAUUUACUAUAUAAUUCAGUACUAACUUAGUUACUUU
Acyrthosiphon pisum (pea aphid) is the source of this 1201-nucleotide messenger RNA. Its product is annotated as alpha-1D adrenergic receptor-like. The coding region runs from base 187 to 810 and encodes 207 amino acids. Gene Ontology annotation, cellular component: plasma membrane. Gene Ontology annotation, molecular function: G protein-coupled receptor activity. Lineage: Eukaryota; Metazoa; Arthropoda; Insecta; Hemiptera; Aphididae. The record is from RefSeq and is a predicted model, not a curated record. The transcript has 3 exons. Gene Ontology annotation, biological process: positive regulation of MAPK cascade; adenylate cyclase-activating adrenergic receptor signaling pathway.